Molecule: messenger RNA, 2421 nt
Organism: Sarcophilus harrisii (Tasmanian devil)
Lineage: Eukaryota; Metazoa; Chordata; Mammalia; Dasyuromorphia; Dasyuridae
Gene: RFK
Product: riboflavin kinase
Exons: 4
Coding region: 391-1227 (278 amino acids)
Biological process (GO): riboflavin biosynthetic process; FMN biosynthetic process
Cellular component (GO): mitochondrion
Molecular function (GO): riboflavin kinase activity
Source: RefSeq, a predicted model, not a curated record
AGGCUACAGACUGGAAGGUGACCAUUGCCUUAAGGAGAAGGCUAAGGAAUGAGUCGAGUGGGGCCAACAGUAUACGGAGAACAGCUACAUGGGGAGGUUCGGCUGGUUGAAGGAGACAUUCUGACCACUUGCGCCGAGCCUGAAUUUGAAUAUGCGACCCUCACGAAUCACUGGGGAACCUGAACGUGGCCGAGAGCAGCAGUUCCAGAACCACGUACUUCUCUUUAUGCUUCGUAACUGACAAGAGCCGCAGGAGCUUGAGGACGCGCCUUCACGCAGGCGCCGAGCCCCAGUUGGGCUAGUCCAUUAGAUAAAAAAGGGGAGGAGGAGAAGGGGCGUGUUCUGUAAAGAACAGAACGAGCGGAGACCUGGCUGGAGAGACCGGCGGCCAUGCUGACUGCCCAAUGGGAACGCGCCUUUCCGCUCUUCCUUUCUUCUCUCCCCGCCCUUCGUUUCUUCUCCGCCCUCCUCCCGUAUAGAUUUCCGCUUCAGCCGGCUUGGGAGGGCUAUUGCGGCUUCUGUUGGGUCAGCGGUGUGCGGAGGUUCCGUCGCGUGCCCUUCGUCGGCAGCUUUCUGGGGAGGGCCGCAAACGCGCGCCCGGUCUCCCUCCUGCCUUGUGCCCUUAGGAAUCUCCCUCCCUCCCCCUCCCCCUUUCCCUCCACUCCCGGCUGGCCCGGGGGAACCGUUGCUCUGAACUCGACGGCGGCUCCGCCGGACUCUCCGCCCGGGCCGUUUCCGGAGCCCGGACUCAGCGACGUGAUGAAGCACCUGCCUUAUUUCUGCCGCGGCAAGGUGGUGCGGGGCUUCGGACGGGGCUCCAAGCAGCUGGGCAUCCCCACAGCUAACUUUCCUGAGCAAGUAGUGGAUAAUCUUCCACAUGAUUUAUCUCCUGGAAUUUAUUAUGGUUGGGCCUCUGUUGGAAAUGGAGAUGUCCAUAAAAUGGUUUUAAGUAUAGGAUGGAACCCAUACUACAAGAAUACUAAAAAAUCUGUGGAAACUCACAUUAUACAUACCUUCAAAGAGGACUUCUAUGGGGAAAUCCUUAGUAUAGUCAUCACUGGCUACAUCAGACCAGAAAAAAACUUUAGUUCAGUUGAUGCCCUUAUUUCUGCAAUUCAAGAUGAUAUUGAAGAAGCUAAGAGACAACUGGAUUUACCAGAGCAUUUGAAACUCAAAGAAGAUAAUUUCUUCCAUAUGCCAGAAAACAAAAUAGUGAAUGGCCACUGAUAAAAAGUCAUUUUAUUUACUUGUUCUUUUUCCCCUUUUUAUUCCACUACUCUGUAUCACUGCUGCAGCCUCGUAUUUGAUUAGCUUAAGAAAAUUUUCCCAAUUAGCUGUGAAUUUAUAUAAUUCAAUGUAGUUGCCAUUUUAUGCUUAUAUUAAAUGUUACAUUAAACUCAUCAUGGCAGCAGUACCAAAAAGGUUCGUUUAAAAAAAUCAAAGAUUUUUGAGAAAAAAUGUUGGAACUAUACAAAAACUUUAUGAAAGACAUAGUAAAAGCAGAGAGCUUUUUAAAAGCAGGAUCUUGAUGGAUAGUAAAAACCUGGCUCAACCAAGUCAUUUGUUGAAGAUGAGAAUAGAAGUCAUGGCUAGGAAUUUCCAACUAAUGCUUGAAGAUCUAGAUGCCAUGGAGAAGUGAAAUGUGCAUUGUGAAAAGCUUUGGCAGUUUAAUAACUUGAAAGGAAGAAAUGGUAGUAUUUGUGUUUGUGUGUAGUACAAUGUUUUAUUAAAGAUGGAAUAUUAUGAAACUUUAUUUAGAAUUAUUAGAAAAAAGUUUGUUAUUGGGGUCAAAUUACUGCCCGUUUUCCGUUUUAUAUUUAUUUUCAUGCUCUGGAGUCUAAGGGUUUAAAAAAAAAAUAGUUCAGAACUAUAGCUCUCAAAUUUUCAUUGCUGUCCUUUCAUCAUAAAUGUUUAUAUUCAAAAUUAUUUGAAGCUUCUUUUACUCCUUAAAUUUUGAUUUCUUUCUAUUCAUAAUCUUUGCAAUUUAUGGUUUUAUGUAUAGUGUAAUAUCUAUCUGUUCCCUCUACUACCAUUAACUGAAGAUGAUUGGAUUUUACUUUACAAAACUUUAAAUAUUGCAACCCACCCUAGAUUUUAAAGUAACUCAUUAAAGUGAGGAGGUAGUGCAAUUAACCAGUUGGGUAGAAAAAGCCAGCUAAAGUUCAGCUAAUGUUAACCAGAGGGAAAACAUUUAAGGGCCAAUUAAAUUAUAGAAUAUAUUUUUAAAAGUUAUUUAACUUAUUUUAAAUAUAAUUAUGUAUGUUAAACAUGUAUAAACUCUGCUGUUGUGUAAUUACAUUGUUAAUGCUAGUUUAAUGCUUGUAAUUUGAUUUAGAAGGAUUAUAAAUUAAAACUUUGUUCAAAUCUUUGUUUUAUUCCCAUGUACUUUCCUCUUUCUAAAUAAACACCUGCACUUUUGGA